AUGUCUCGCCAUCAUCCCGACCUCGUAAUGUGCCGCAAACAACCCGGCAUCGCCAUCGGCCGCGUCUGCGACAAAUGCGACGGCAAAUGCCCCGUCUGCGACUCCUACGUCCGCCCCACCACCCUCGUCCGCAUCUGCGACGAGUGCUCCUUCGGCAACUACCAGAACAAGUGCGUCGUGUGCGGCGGCGAGGGCAUCUCCGACGCGUUUUACUGCUUCGAGUGUACGCGGUUGGAGAAGGAUAGGGAUGGGUGUCCGAAGAUUAUAAAUCUGGGAAGUUCCAGGACAGAUUUAUUCUACCAGAAGAAAACGAAUCGGGCGGCAAAUUACUAA
This is a messenger RNA of Scedosporium apiospermum, 333 nucleotides long. RefSeq lists its product as uncharacterized. Gene Ontology annotation, biological process: mRNA splicing, via spliceosome. The coding region runs from base 1 to 333 and encodes 110 amino acids. Lineage: Eukaryota; Fungi; Ascomycota; Sordariomycetes; Microascales; Microascaceae. Gene Ontology annotation, cellular component: precatalytic spliceosome; catalytic step 2 spliceosome; U2 snRNP. The record is from RefSeq and is a predicted model, not a curated record. The transcript is spliced from 3 exons.